AUGGUCAGAGAGUUUCUUCGGUACCUUGCAUGUGUCGGACACGGCUGGGGUGGGGGUUGUGUCUGGAGAAGAAGGAGUGAUGACUCAGGGACCCGAAGCGAGCGCUGCCCGGGACAGCAGCCCCGGCAGGUCCCCGCUCAAGGCCCCAAUGCUGCCCCUAGUGUCCGGGCUGAGGGACAUGUCCACGGCAGGUCAGCAGGGACGCAUCAGGGACCAGGAGACGGGAAGGACCUGCUUCCUCUCAUCACCAACAACAACGUUCUCCUCGCUGAGCUGGACACGUACGAGUGGGCGCUGAAGAGCUGGUCCCAGUGCUCCAAGCCCUGUGGAGGAGGGAUCCAGUACACCAAGUAUGGCUGCAGGAGGAAGAGUGACAGUCGUCUGGUUCACCGUAACUUCUGUGAGACGAGUAAAAAACCCAAACCCAUCCGCAAACGCUGCAACAGCCAGGAGUGCAGCCCUCCCACGUGGGUAGCAGAGUCCUGGGGUCCCUGUAGCAAGUCCUGUGGGAAGUUGGGGUACCAGACCAGAGUGGUGCAGUGCAUGCAGCCGCUGCUCAACAACACCCAGAGGCCCGUCCACAGCAAACACUGCCCCCCAGAGAGACCAGACCCCCGACGGGCCUGCAACCAGAGCCUGUGCCCCGCCCAGUGGAGGACCGGAGCCUGGUCCCAGUGCUCGGUGUCGUGUGGGGAGGGGAUCCAGCAGAGGCAGGUGGUCUGUAAAGGCAGCGACAACACCAUCGGAGAAUGUUCAGAGGACAAACCUGACACUCUGCUGAUCUGUAAACUCAAGGCCUGUCCAGGAGAAUCUGUGUCAAACUCUGAAGCUCUAGAAAACUCCACGGUCAAAGACGACGUCGCUCACACCAAGUUUUUCGAGAAACCGAUUUCAAAAACAUCAUCGAACGAGCCGUGUUUACGAGACAAAUCCAUCUUCUGUCAGAUGGAGGUGCUGGCUCAGUACUGCUCCAUCCCCGGCUACAACAAACUCUGCUGCGAAUCCUGCAACAAACGAGAACACCUCCUCCAGGCCACAACGGACCUCCCAGACCCAGGGACAGACCCGGCCCUGGACCAGACCACAGUUCGAGACUCGGCCAGCACCAGACCGGACCCGUCGGGCAGCCCCAGACCAGCGGGGACUAGAGCCACGCCCACAAUAACAGCCACAACAGUGACAAAUUCCAGUAAAAGUACAUCGCCAACGACGGCUUCUCCCACGUCCAGAGGAGGCCGCCGGGUCAGAGCCACCACCCCAGAGACCAGCACCGAUUCGGGGGCUUUCGCUUUGGUGGGAGCCGCCGCCGUCACCCAGAGUCAUGGAACAAGAAAAACAUGUGAAAAAGACACUUCCAUCUUCUGCAAAAUGGACGUUCUGACGCGAUACUGCUCCAUCCCCGGCUACAACAGACUCUGCUGCCAGUCGUGCGGCAAGAAGGACACCCUGGACCCCUCUGGCACCCCUCCCUCCCCCUCCCCCACCCUCACCCAUUCCCUCCCCCCAACCCUCCCCCCAACCCUCACCCACUCCCUCACCACUCCACAGACCACCACCGUCCCCCACAGACACUUACCCCCCUCGGUCCCGCCCCCAGCUCCCCCCAGAGAGUCGGGACCGGGACCAGAACUACCUCCACGAGCGGAAAUCACAGACUGA
Molecule: messenger RNA, 1659 nt
Organism: Knipowitschia caucasica
Lineage: Eukaryota; Metazoa; Chordata; Actinopteri; Gobiiformes; Gobiidae
Source: the annotation of a GenBank genome assembly